GUAACCCCGUACCAUAAAAAUCUCCUCUCUCUCUCUGAAAACAGCUAUGCAAUCUGCGAAUCAAAGUGCAAGGAACGAUAGUGAAGAACAAUCAGAGAUGAGAAGAGGGCCAUGGACUCUUGAGGAAGACACUCUUCUCAUCCAUUGCAUUGCUUGUCAUGGUGAAAGCAGGUGGAAUUUGUUAGCCAAGUUUGCAGGGUUGAAGAGAACCGGAAAAAGUUGUAGAUUGAGAUGGCUAAAUUAUUUGAAACCUGACAUCAAGCGCGGAAACCUCACCCCUCAGGAACAAAUCUUGAUUCUUGAACUCCAUUUCAAGUGGGGUAACAGGUGGUCAAAAAUUGCACAACAUCUCCCUGGAAGAACCGACAACGAGAUCAAGAACUAUUGGAGAACGAGGGUGCAGAAACAAGCACGCCACCUUAAAAUCGAGUCUAACAGCAAGAGGUUCCUGGAAGCGAUUCGGUGCUUUUGGAUGCCAAGGUUAGUUGAGCAGAUGGAGCAGACUUCAUCGUUGUCGCUAUCAUCUUCAUCUAUUCCUCCAACCAUGGGAACUCAAAACUCAACAAUUUCUUCGGUACCACCCGGCGAAAUGAAGUGCGUCAAUCAAGCCAAUGAAAAGCCUGAAAUUUGCUUCUCAGCAUCCAUGGGAAUAACAGAGAUGCCAGAAAUUUCAGACCAAGCAACAAGUCCACGUCAUGGCUUCACUUCCCUUGUGGAUGAUUGUUACUAUGUGGACAUUAUAAGGGGCUAUGAUAUGGAGGGCUUCAACCUGGAUCCCAUGUCAGCAGUGGGGCCAGGCGAAUUCUCCGAUAGCCAAGUGGCGGGAAGUGAUUUGAUCAGCGAUGACAUGGCAGGUGCUUUAUGGAACAUGGGUGAAUUGUGGCAAUUCAGGAAGCCAUGAGAGCUGGGCAUCUGGGGGGAAGUUAUUCAGUGUUUCGAGACCACAACCUAAAAAUCAUAGGCUAUAUCAGAUAAAGUAAGACUAAAGUUCCUGUUG
Messenger RNA from Rhododendron vialii, 997 nucleotides. Its product is annotated as transcription factor MYB62-like. The record is from RefSeq and is a predicted model, not a curated record. The coding region runs from base 47 to 901 and encodes 284 amino acids. Gene Ontology annotation, cellular component: nucleus. Gene Ontology annotation, molecular function: sequence-specific DNA binding; DNA-binding transcription factor activity. Gene Ontology annotation, biological process: regulation of DNA-templated transcription. The transcript has 3 exons. NCBI's taxonomy places the organism in Eukaryota, Viridiplantae, Streptophyta, Magnoliopsida, Ericales, Ericaceae.